Messenger RNA from Suillus plorans, 1177 nucleotides. Its product is annotated as isoprenoid synthase domain-containing protein. The record is from RefSeq and is a predicted model, not a curated record. The coding region runs from base 16 to 732 and encodes 238 amino acids. NCBI's taxonomy places the organism in Eukaryota, Fungi, Basidiomycota, Agaricomycetes, Boletales, Suillaceae. The transcript is spliced from 4 exons.
GCAGUCGUGAAGGAAAUGGUGGACAUCGUGCUCGAUGCCUUACAUAAUCCUCAUAAGACACGACCAGAAGGCGAAUGCAUUCUCGGCAAAAUUGCACGACGGUUUUGGGCCCAUGCAGUCCAAUUCGCAAGCCUGCUUUGUCAACGUCACUUCCUCGAAAUCUUUGAUGAAUACCUUCAUUCAGUAGUUGUCGAGGCCAACGACCGUGCGCAAGGCCGUAGGCGCAGUCUCGGUGACUACCUCAAGCUCCGACGUAAAACUGGUGGCGUCAAACCUUGUUUCCCAAUAUUGAAGGCGGGGAUGGACCUUCCUGAUGAAGUAUUCUACCAUCCCGUCAUCGUGGAUCUUGCUGAAUGCAUCACAGACUUAGCUGUGAUCGACAAUGACAUGAUCUCAUACAACAAAGAGCAAGCGAUUGGGAACGGAGCCCAUAACAUUAUUAGUGCCAUCAUGUUUGACCUUGGCCUUGACGUGAGCGGUGCAAUGGCCUGGGCAGCGCACUAUCACACCGAAGUUCAGAAACGAUUCAUUAAUGGUCUUGCGAAAGUUCCUUCAUGGGGACCUUCCAUCGACGUCCUAGUCAAAGAGUAUCUUGAUGGGACAGUAAUGUGGGCUCGAGGACACCAUUCUUGGAGUUACGAAUCUCAGAGGUACCUUGCCACCAUGGGCCCGGAAAUACAGCAAACUAGGCUUGUCCCAUUGUUACCAAGGCCCAAUCACAAAGUCAUGUGAAUCCAUCAAAUCUGUUCAGAUACAAAGCUCUUUCCACAGAAUCUGGCGCUAGCUUUUCUUGUACCUCGCAAAUUUCGUUGUGAUAUGUUAUUACCAUGCUUCUCACUCGGUCUCUCAUAUAUGCCACUCUUGUCCUUCCAUUUCUUCGACUAGUGCUUUUCAUACAUGACUUUUGUAACCCCACUGGCAGGUUCCGCGGGCAUUGUGUAAUGCUCUAGAAAUCAUCGACAAUCUACCAGUAGACCCCUUUCCAUGAAAGCGGCCGAAGCCAGUAAACUCUUCCAGUUGAAGCUUUCACACAGCUCGAACUUUAUUUCGCAAGGCACAUUAUUUCAGCUCAAAUGCAUGAUAUAAUUACUGAUAGUAUUAUUGAUACCUGCCUCAUUCUAUAGUGUCUUCCCUCAUCGGAAACAUAGUCUGUGAAAAAAAUACAACUUACUCAUCG